Wallemia mellicola CBS 633.66 is the source of this 1439-nucleotide messenger RNA. RefSeq lists its product as hypothetical. The record is from RefSeq and is a predicted model, not a curated record. NCBI's taxonomy places the organism in Eukaryota, Fungi, Basidiomycota, Wallemiomycetes, Wallemiales, Wallemiaceae. The coding region runs from base 798 to 1118 and encodes 106 amino acids. The transcript has a single exon.
AUCAUCAUUAACCUUUAUAAAAGGAAACCAAAUCUGGUACGAAAAUCAUCAUCAUUAGAAGUUGAUCCAUUCAUUAAGUUCGGUCGUCUAUAUCUUGUGAGACUUUACACCAAAGGACCAGAAUUUUAGAACUAACAGCCCGGCAAUACAACCAGCCAAAGCAAACAAUUUCAAAGACUUAGAUAAAAAAUGUCAGCAAACAAAGAAUCAGCAAGCCAAGCAGUAGAUCCUAACAGUAAUUAAUCACAAGCUGCUACAUCAAAUACGGAUCAAGUUAAAGCAGCUAUCGCCGAGUCGCUGGCAAAAGAGAAAGACAUAAUUGAAGCUAAAUUGGAAAAGAGUAAAGUAACCCAAGAAUUUGAGAGAGAAGCUUGGAAAGGUAGGACUAAAGAAUUAGAAGAUAUUAUAGACCAUCUUCAAACGCCCAAAGCGAACUCUUCCGUCGCAUAGUCCGCCACAGUUCGGAGGACAUUUCAACAAACUAAAGACAAUAAUGUCGAUCAGCUAGAUCUUUACUUUGGAAGUUUUACAGGCACUGAGGAGGACAAAAGUCCAUAUGCGGCUAGUCUAUUGAUAGGACAUGCAAGAUCCUGUGGUACGCAAACUAUUGGGAGAGGGAAGAGAAAGAACUGCCAGCGUGGAAUAACUUCAAGGAUAUUUUGUUAAAGACAUUCAGUAUGCCAUGAGAGGAGCGUCAUCACAUUAGACAGUAUCUGAAUUUACGACAAACAAACUCAGUCCAAGACCUUAUUGAUGAGCACAGGAAGUUGCAUAUAGUCUUACCACACAGACUUCUGAUGCCCGAGGAAUUAGACAUUUAUAACUUCUCAAUAGCGCUCAACCCAGAAAUACAAGAUCACGUGUUAUGGAAAGAACCUAAGACACUCAUUGAUGCCUACCAAUACGCAUGCAACUUUGAACAAACAAUUAUAAGCGAUCGACACCUACAGAGACGAUUUGCUAGAAAAAGAAGUAACAUGCAGUGCUAUGGCUAUGAGCAGAUAGGACACUUAAUUCGUAAAUGCCAUCACAGUGAGGGAUUCUUAGUAGAAGUAACAAAGUCUUCCUGGGGUAAGCGUGAACACUCAGGGACUAAGAUGAUCACAAUACAGGUUUGAACUGAUGGAGAAGAUGGAUACAGAAGCAAUCACGAUUUUGUUGCAAACGAUUUGUAUAAAGAAACAAUUCCAAAAUACAUGGUAACGUGACAUUUUAUCAUGCUGGCAAACGAAGAAGAGAGUAGACAUCGCUUGGUUAAGAAUAGACUUGUAGGCUUAACAAUCACAAGAAUGACCUACUUUUCUGCGAAGGAUUCAAAGCGGAGUUAACUUGAGACAAAUGUAAGAUUAAAGCAACUAGGAUAGAAGAUAAUAGAGCUUGAAACAAUUGAAUUUGCAGAGGUGAAGAAAGAAGCAACGAAAACUGAAAAUUGUUUUAGC